GCGGGACCCUUGAAAACAAAAACAGCCGGUCACCUGUUGGUGCCAUCUUGAAUAUGUCAACAGUCUACCGUGCCCUUAUUACCUUAUUGUUGUAGGUAGUUAAUGUUUGUUUAUACGUAAACUCAGGUGCGGGAUUGCAGAUUCCCCAUUUUAGAUUGGCAAUGCGUUUGCAUAUUCCGUUACAAAUCCACUUCGACGAAGCAAACGGUGUGAUGUCAACGGACUCUUGAUUCUCUGUCUAAUCCUUAAUCUCGGAGGACCUUGUUAAGUAAGCUAACAAACUAAAAGCGGACGCGAAUCCGAGACACACCCUUCAAUAAGAAAAAUGGCUCCUAAAAAGCAGCAGAUGGUUCCGACGGCGAAUACGUCCAGUUCCUUGGACAUGGAGUCGGAGGAGAUCAGCUUGGAGACCACUGUACCCACCGAAGACGUCUCCUCCUCCGACGAGCAACGGGACGGCUCUCAGAAGGUGACCCGUCAGCUGAUCGAAAGGAAGGAGCUGCUCCACAACCUCCAGCUGCUGAAAAUCGAGUUAUCUCAGAGGAACCUGGUAAUAGACAACCUGAAGGCCGACCAUCUGACCAAGAUUGAGGAAUUGGAGGAGAAGCUCAAUGAUGCCCUCCACCAGAAACAAGUAUUGGCCCUCCGUCUGGACAGCCAGCUCAAACUCGCCCAGGAGGAGAACAGGAAGCAGCAGGCAAUGCGUAAGCAGGAGAUGGAUACCAUUCUGUUGAGGCAGCAGCAGCUGGAGGAAACUAACAGACAGCUGUGUGAGAGAGCCGGAGAGUUACGAAAGUCCCUCAGGGACCUGGACAUCUCCCAGGACAGGUAUCAGGAGCUCCGUGAUCUCCCUGAGGAGAAACUCUCUAUCCCUGAAUACGUAGCGAUCCGUUUUUAUGAAGUGAUGACUCCUUUGCGGGGCCAGCUGGUGGAACUUAACAUGAAGAGAGAGAGCCUGACUGAAGAGCUGGACACACACAGAACCCAGAUGAAGACCUUUAUGGAGAGCUAUGAGGAGGAGAGGAGGUUGCGUACAGAGCUGGAGUUGAGGAGCCAGAGACUGACCCUAGAACUUGCUGACGCCAAGCAACAGAACCUGGAGGGAGACUAUAGACGAGAGAACUACCCCAACCUCAAACGUGAGCGUGACAACUUUGAGGCAGAGGUGAAGGAACUGAGGAGGAAACUAGAGACUCUGGACUUCUCUCACGUCGCUCUAACCAGAGAGAGGGACAACUUUAGCAAAGAGGUGGCCACGUUGCAGCAGUCUGUGACUCUGCUACAAACAGACAAGGAAUACCUACACAGGCAGAAUGUAGAGCUCAGUGUUCGCUGUGCACAUGAAGAAGACCGCCUGGAAAGGCUCCAGGUACAUCUAGAGGACACUAAGAAAGCCAGAGAGGAGGCCUAUGAGAAAUAUAUGGCAUCCAGAGACCACUACAAGACGGAGUAUGAGACCAAAUUACGAGAGGAGCUGGAGAACAUUAGGCUGAAGACUAGUCAGGAGAUAGACAACCUGCAGAGAACCUCCAGGGAGAUGUACGAGAGGGAGAACAGGAACUUGCGUGAGGCCAGAGACAACGCCGUUUUGGAGAAGGACAGAGCAAUAGCUGCUGAGAGAGACAUGCAGUCCAGAUACAACCAACUACUAGAACAGUUCCGUCAGCUUCAGUUGGGUACAGACAGCCGGGUCGCAGAGCUGUCCAACCAGGCCAAGCUGCACUCCUUUGAGGCCGAGCGUGCUCAGUUGGUUAAAGAAGAGACAGCCAAGGCCCUGGCUCAGUGCCAGAUGGAAUGUGACAAACAGCAGAAGAAACUGGAGGUACUGACCCAGGAGUUCUACUCGCUGCAGACGUCGUCCGAGAGGCGGGCAGCAGAGCUGCAGGCUCGAAACGCUGAACAGGCAGCUCGACUAGAGACAUAUGAGAGGCUGGAGCAUGAGCUGGACCAAGUCACUAUGCAGGCCGCUGAGAUUGAGAAUGAGGAGGAAGCUGAGAGAGUUCUGUUCUCCUAUGGAUAUGGAGCCAAUGUUCCCACUACGGCCAAGAGAAGACUGAAACAGAGUGUUCACCUAGCACGCAGAGUGCUGCAGCUUGAGAGGCUGAACACAUCGCUGAGGAGAGAGCUGGAGAGAUACAACACACAGACAGGCCAGAUAUCUGAGGAGUUGACAGCAGCCAACCGGCUACUAGAGCAGACCCAACAACCCUACAGCUACCUGAUUGAAACGGUGCGACAGAGAGAUGCACAGAUAAGCACCUUGAAGGAGCGCAUCGCUUCAUUGGAGGAUGACAUCAGUUCCCUAAGGAAAGAACGCACCGCCUUGCAGCAAAUGAAGAACAACAUGGCUGCUGAUCUGGAGAGACUCCUCAACCACAGAGAGGAGCUGGCAGUGAUGAAGCAGGUCCUGAUUAGCAUGCAGUCUGGACAGAGGGAUGCUCUGAGCCUGUUGGAACCAAAAAGGAGUGCUAAAGAGUCCAAAUUUGCAGGGUCACACCGGCCCAAACACCUCAGUCGAACCACAGCUGAAGAUGAGCUGGAGAACAGACCCAAGCCCACCGUAUUUACCAAUAAGAAGGUUCCUGACUGGUACCAAAAAUUGAAGUUCCAGUCCAAAUGACCAGUCACUUGUGUUGCUACAGACAAUUCUGUAUAGAUUUUUUUAAUAGAGGACCUAGAAUUGAUUGAUGAUAUAUGAUGAUCUGAGAUUGUUUUAAAAUAAA
This is a messenger RNA of Lampris incognitus (smalleye Pacific opah), 2723 nucleotides long. RefSeq names its product progesterone immunomodulatory binding factor 1 (gene pibf1). Gene Ontology annotation, cellular component: centriolar satellite. The coding region runs from base 326 to 2620 and encodes 764 amino acids. The record is from RefSeq and is a predicted model, not a curated record. Lineage: Eukaryota; Metazoa; Chordata; Actinopteri; Lampriformes; Lampridae. Gene Ontology annotation, biological process: cilium assembly. The transcript has 18 exons.